AUGGGCAGGCUCAUCUGGAAGUACCACGGCCUCAGAGUAGACCGGUAUGUUCCUAAGUUGGAAACGCGUCAGCAGUCUAUAAAUGCUCUAUAUGUCCACGGAAUGUACCUCCUUACGCGCAGCAGCCGUCGGGGUAGAGAGGGCGCGGCGUGCGGGCCGAAGAUAAGCGGCUUAGCUCCGCACCCGAUAGAGAAAGCGCUAUCACGCGAAGCCCCGAACAAGAAAGGGAAAGAGAUACAUCUCUAUAUACAGCUGCCAAUGCUACUGCGAUUGUCCCGCUAUCGCCCGGACGUUUGGCCACCGCGCGCGUCCCCGCCGACGUCGCUGGACAUCCGAUACGAGGACUGUCUCGUUCCUAUGUCACGUUCCUAUGUCGGAUGUGAUGCCCUUCGAGGCAAACUGAUUUUAGGUGACGAGCCUGUCACCAUACCCAGGAAACAGCGGGCGCUG
Iphiclides podalirius (scarce swallowtail) is the source of this 450-nucleotide messenger RNA. Lineage: Eukaryota; Metazoa; Arthropoda; Insecta; Lepidoptera; Papilionidae. The record is from the annotation of a GenBank genome assembly.